AUGAACGUCUAUGCCGACCUUUCGGGCAUCGAUUCGGCGAACCUUAACUCACCCGUUUUCGUAAAAAAAGACAAAACUGCUUUUAUUCCUGUUCGUCUCUCGUACGCAUACAGACUUUUGUCCGCCUACAGUUCACUUAUGCUGUCUUCAGACCUGGUUAAAGACAAAGAACAAAUGCCACUUUUGCUUUAUUGUACAGGAGAAGAUUUCUACCGAACAGUUUAUGUUUACAUCAACCCCAUUACCGUCGAGUCGAAAACAGUUUUGAAAUACGUACGGAUUUCAGUCGAAGAAGCUAAAGACGUUCCGACCAUAACCGCAACCCGUCUUCCGGAUUUGCGGCAACUCUCAACAUUGGCCGAAUAUAAGGUUUACGAUGGUAGCCGGUCAUAUAAUAAUGCUGUCGUUGAGAGGCCCAGUCGGAUAAUUCUUGAAGCAGAAUGGGGUAAGUCUUUUACCUUUCUUGAAAAACCUGCCCCCAAUUCGAAAGUGUCAGUCAAGGCUAAAAUCAUCCCUGGGGACAGAAACAGCCCAACAUAUCCUAAGUUCCAGGAGCUUUGUGUUCUGAAGGGUUUCUUUGAAGGCCUUGGGAAAGGUGAAGUCAGGUGGUCAGCCAAAGAAAGAGAUGACAAUGUUGUGAUGGAAAACCUGAAGAUUCUCUUUGAACAGUUAAAACUGGGCGACGAAUAUAUUAAUGAUGACAUCGAAAAAAACCGUGAUGAAAAUGAUAUCCCUCAGAAUACAUUGGUCAUAAAUCGCAAAGAUCAGGAUUUCACUGACAAACUUUGGAAUGUGCUUAUCGGCUGUACAAGCUACUCAGAGCUUAUUGACUGUCUAGAUUUUAUGCUGUUGGAACUGAGGAGCAAAAAUCUUCAGCCUCUUGUGCACAAGACCAACAAGACAAGAAUUGCAGAAAUUGUGCGAAACUCCUAUACAAACGAAUUUUGCUUCCCAGAAAUGGAAGGUCUCCUGCCUCUCAAACUGCUGAUUGAAAUUGGUAUUGAGAAGCUUCGCAAUGACUAUGUUAGCAUACUGAUGGCAAAUGAACUGACCACCGCUGACCAGUUGCUUUACUACACCGACCGAACUUGCACGCUCCUGGAGAAAAUGGAGAGGCUGGAGAAGUUGCACAGUGUUUACGAACUGGUGAUAAUGCUAAAUUUCUAUCUUAAGAUAUCUGAAUCCACUCUCAGCUUUGCAGCUCGCAUGGCCCUCAGCCAUUUUCAGAAACAGUUGCUAGAUGAUAAUCACACGUUUAUUCUGCCCGUCUCGCCUGCCAGUGUUGCGAACUUUCUCAAGAGCAGCCAACCUUAUUUGUGGAAGAUCUCACUUGAUGAUCCCAAAGACCAAACCAAAUGUGCAGUGUAUGCAUUCUUUGAAACCCUACCAUUUGAUCACAUUGUUAUGAAAGAGGAUUAUCCAGAAGACCUUAGCUACUACCUUGUAAAGCUGCAGGAGCAUUCAAUGAUGUUAUAA
Molecule: messenger RNA, 1476 nt
Organism: Acanthosepion pharaonis
Lineage: Eukaryota; Metazoa; Mollusca; Cephalopoda; Sepiida; Sepiidae
Source: the annotation of a GenBank genome assembly